AUGCCUUUCGCUCGAACAAGUGGAAGUGGCCAUGGCUACUUUCCUGCACCCUCGUCCCUUUGGCAGAAUUUCUCGGUCGAAGACCGGCAUCUUAUUUUACACCUUCUCCCUUCUUUACCUUCUCUCCCCCUCGCCUACUAUCAUUUCGCUAGCUAUCGAGAUCCCACCUCCUAUUUUUUCAACCCCCUUCGGGCCUUCGAGCGGCGAUAUUCAUCGAGGAGAAUUACAGAGGCGGAGGAAUUUUUGCGUGUUGCUGGUACCAUCGAUCAACCAACAAGACUACAGAACGGAGUCCCUACAAUCUGUGUUGGAAUAGCAACUGUCCGUCGGAGAGGAGAGCAAUAUGUGGGUCUGACAGUGGCCUCCCUCCUAGCCGGCCUAACCGAGGCAGAGAGAGCGAGCAUAUUCCUGAACAUUCUCAUCGGCAACGCAGAGCCAUCGCAACAUCCAAUAUAUUCGGAAAGAUGGAUCGAGACACUGCCAGGCCGCGUACUGACAUACAGACAAAACGAUCCCGACCUUGAGCGUAUAAAAAAUGGGGAGGAGGAUGGCUGGUAUCGAAAUAAGACGAUUUAUGACUAUACACGUCUGUUGCAGGACUGUUACAGUACGGGCGCGCAGUAUGUGGCGAUAAUCGAGGACGAUACGUUAGCAGUGAAGGGCUGGCUCCCAUCCGUCUUACAGGCUCUCGAUGGCGUCGAACAACGGACCGCGAAUGGGAGGUGGAUAUACCUGCGUCUGUUCUACGUCGAAGACCUCCUUGGUUGGAAUUCGGAGGAGUGA
This is a messenger RNA of Penicillium griseofulvum, 783 nucleotides long. RefSeq names its product Glycosyl transferase, family 54. Gene Ontology annotation, cellular component: Golgi membrane. Gene Ontology annotation, biological process: GPI anchor biosynthetic process. Gene Ontology annotation, molecular function: glycosyltransferase activity. NCBI's taxonomy places the organism in Eukaryota, Fungi, Ascomycota, Eurotiomycetes, Eurotiales, Aspergillaceae. Bases 1 to 783 code for a protein of 260 amino acids. The record is from RefSeq and is a predicted model, not a curated record. The transcript has a single exon.